Messenger RNA from Drosophila nasuta, 1999 nucleotides. RefSeq lists its product as uncharacterized. The transcript has 2 exons. Bases 49 to 255 code for a protein of 68 amino acids. The record is from RefSeq and is a predicted model, not a curated record. NCBI's taxonomy places the organism in Eukaryota, Metazoa, Arthropoda, Insecta, Diptera, Drosophilidae.
AGAGUUUUUUUAUUCCCUGAAGCUGUCAGACGUGAUUUGAGAGUCGAGAUGAAAUACUUGAGUUUUCUUAUUGUUUUCGUAGUGCGCUUGUUAAUCGUAUUAGGCCAAGUAAAGUCGUUUGGUGGCAAUGAGUGGCCAACAUUCACGGGUGUCUGCGAGCUGCAAGGUGAUUGGUGCACCACCCAGUGCCAAAUAGCAGGCGGAAGUGGUGGCAGGUGUAACAAGGUUAGGCUCUGCGUCUGCAGUCCACUCUAAGCAUGUUAUGUCAAAAUGACAACAAUAAAAUAUUAAAAAAAAAAUAUAUAUAUAUAUAUUUACAGUUACGCGCUGUGGCAAUGGCAGGGGGAUUCCUAGAUAACAUGAAUAUAAGUAUGUCAAAUGGAGUACAAAGUGAGUGUAAUGGAGUGUUAAACACAUGGGAGGAGAUUACUUUACCUGGAGCGCUCAAACAGCGAUGGAUCGGUGUAGAUAGGCUCACUGGGAUCCUCGAACUGAUGAUUAGUAUUACUGCCAGAGCGAAUGGGAUUUAUAACCGGCAGCUGACACAUGCGCGCCAGGUUGCUGCAAGUGGGGAGAGAAAGAGAAGAAGAUUAGUAAACCAGUUCGAAUGGACUACAAGUAGUUAAGCUUACCCCGUGGCAAAAGUCUUAUGUAAUGAGCCACCAAACAUGGACAUGUUAGUGCGAAAUGCGUUCGAGCCGCGAUUAGAUGUGCUUUGAUUAUGUCCACUGCCUCCACCUGCUCCACCUGUUGUAUUCGGCAUGUGUCCAAUUUCGGUAAAACGCUCGUGAGUGCGUAUCGAGGAGUGUGAGUGUCCCAGCGAAUGAAUGGGCGAAUUGCGGUCCACCAAACGGUUCUUCGACAUAGAUUUCCAGUAGCGUCUACCGAAAAAAGAAUUUACUGAUGAAUCAUGCCACUCCUAGCAAACUGUCGACCCCGCCCACUCACCUGUAGCCCAGACCAGCCACCAGCGUUAUGCUAAACAGCAAUAUCAUCAGCAGUAUAAUGGCUGUAAUCAAGCCAUGAUACUCCGCGGGCGUCAUGCAGACUGUUUCUACUGGAGCCACCAGUUUGCGUGGAUACGAUUCCUUUUCAAUUUCCUCGCGCGUCUCAAAGACCUGCGGGAAUCGUUAAGUUGUAUAUUAUAGUGCUUAACACUGUUUAGUCGAUUCUCACGCACCUCAAUCAUUUCCCGUACUUGCUCCGGUUCUUCGGUCUCCUUGGAUUUUUCGGCAUCCUGUGUGGCAUUGAAUUGACCUGCUCCUGGUGUUGCGCUCACUGUGGUACUAUUGACCACAAUUACCUCCUCCUCUACCGGUUGGUUUGUGUCCAGUUGAUUCACGCCCUCAAGUGCUUGCGGUUCUGGUAACUCUGUUAUAUUCAAAGAUCGACGUUUGCGUCCAAACGAGGGUUCUUGGCGUCCAGCGGGACCAGGACAAUACGCUGGCUGGCAGCCUUCUCUGCAAGAGCGUACAGUAGCCUCAAAAACUAAGAAAUUGGAUUCAGGUAUCUUGAAGGCAUUGAAGCGUGCCUCGAGUGUGUCGCCAUCGCGCAAUUUGUCCAGCUCCGGGAAGACAUAAGGAUCGACAGGGCAACCGAAACGAUCUAUUAACUGUAUGCUGCGACCAGAGUAGGGAUCCCUAGCCACCACAUUGGUGGCGAAUAUAUCUGUGACAUGAUUAUAACCAUCCUGCGCCUCAAGUCGGAAGGUCAACGGAUCACCCACAGCAAUGGUUGUGGUGGGUCUGCCCUGGUAGAGAAUACUCAGUCGCACCUUAGAGCUGAGCGUAUUCUCGGCCGGCAAAUACUCGAUGGGAAUGGGACUGCCCGAGCUGAAAUUCGAUAAGCGAAACAUGUUUUGUAUUAAGAUCUACGUGUCAUCAGUCUCAUGUGUCAUUUGAAACCAACCCCGCGCCGAUGUAGCCAGAGCUGACAACUGCCUCGCCGGGUCCACGAAAGAUACAUGUGAGAUUGUAUCGCUUAUCGCGACUUGUUUGUA